This is a messenger RNA of Paramecium octaurelia, 1018 nucleotides long. Lineage: Eukaryota; Ciliophora; Oligohymenophorea; Peniculida; Parameciidae. The record is from the annotation of a GenBank genome assembly.
CAUGAACCAACCUUUUACCAACCAACUAAUCUUUUCCCAUUUACUACAUCAGCCUUAACCAUUUACCCAGGAUUUUCCCUAUUAAAAUCCUCUAUAAACUUUUUAUUCAUAAUUUUAAGUAGCAUGCAAUUUCGCCCCAUUUCAUAACUAAUAGAGUUAUCCGUAUUUUUAAUUAUCCUUGCCACUCAAUGGACAUAAUGAUUAUGGUAUUGCUCUUACAUAUCGUAGUCACUUAUUCAGAUUAGUCAACAUCCUCAUAAAAAACGACUAUGGCUAUGGCAAAUUCCAAAAAUAGUAAUAAAAUUCAGGAUCCCAUUCACAAACUUGUUUUGAGCAAAUAAACGCUUCGUGAAUACAUACUUUUGAUAAUGGAAGAUGAUGAUCAAAUUCAUUAGAUUUCACAAAAUCUAAGAGAAAUCAACUAAGUUCAAUUAGCACAGACUUUAGAAAUCUUAGUUACAAAAUAAAAAUAGCAUCUCAAAAGUAGGGAAGAAUUAAUCAAGUUUUGUCUAAGAAAAGCAUUCAGGUUUAUAUUUUAGAAAAUAUCAGAAAGAAACAGCAUUUCAAGUACUAUUAUCAACAAUCUAAUAGAAACUAAUUUAAAAACUGCUAGGUAGGAAUUUUUAAAAAUCAUGGAGCAGGAAACACAUAUUCCAUUAGUGUUACCUUUUGGAAAGAACAGUAAAAACAAAACCAUGAAUAAUGAUUUUUUAAAAGAAGUAUUUUCUUCUCAAAUUUUUCAAAGUUUCUACAAAGAGUUUUUAGGUAUAUUAUCCACAUAAUUAUAGAUCAUUUAGAUGAUACUAUACAAGCAGACAGAAAGAAGAAGAUUAACAAACUACAGGACAAAAUUUGGUUGAGUUUAAGGGAGAAUAGAACCGUAAUUAUGAAAUCGUUUAUAAUAGACAUCUAUCGACAUCAAACGACUUCCUUGGUCGCUGAAAAACACAGAAAGAGUGAAAUCGAUAGCCUUAGAGUUGUUGACAUUUUCAUAAAAUCAUAACAAAUGAAAAUAAAU